GUGCCACCGGCUAGCUGUGUAUCUGAGACCACGCCCAGGAUAUCCCACUUGCUCCCGCUGGAGACGAAACACGCCGGCUCAAUCUCGCUUCGUCUCAGACAGGGUGCCCUAUCGACGACGCCAGGCCCGGGCUAUAUCGCCAUCGAUAACACAGACGUCGUCUCCUCGACGAGCUUGCUGAGAGGGCUUGGCAGCAUCACCUCACUCCACCCUCUGCCAACCCUCCGAGACGCUGCCCGGCCGUCGACGUCACCCCCAUCAUGGCCUACACGACCAAGUACCACGAGGACUCGGAUGCCGAUGACGAGUUCGAGCGCCAGGGCAUAUCUAGCCCGACCCUACCCGCCGAGUACGAGAGCUCCCCCACGAGCUCAGGCCCGCUGAGCACCGAACACACGCCCACCACCUUCACCCACUCACGCGACAGCAAGAGCAGCCCGACAGGGCACAUAAUGGAGUGGAACGAAGACCAGACGGCUGACUUCAUCGCGGACCUGGGCCUGGAGCAGUACUCGGAUACCUUUGCCAAUGAGGGCAUCACGGGCGACGUGCUGGCAGCGCUACAGCAUGCCGAGCUGAAGGAGCUGGGUGUCGGCAGUGUGGGUCAUCGCCUUACCAUACUAAAAGCUGUCUACGAGAUCAAGAUACGGCAGAAUGUGCCCAUGGACCCGGACGACUACGUCCCGCUGUCCGCGGAUACAUCAGCGCAGGAAGCGCCGCCAACCCAAGACGACUUCGCCAAGGUCAUUCGCGUAGUCCAGGCGCGCGACGAGCGCAUACAUACGGCUGAAUCGGAGCUGCGACAUCUCAGAGAAGACCUCAGCAGGGUCAUGGACGAGAACAAGCGGCUACGAGAGGAGAUUCUGCCACUCGUGCGCAUGCUCAAGGACAAUCAACCCCUACCCACUCCUCACGAGCACGCUGUCACAUCGCCACCUGCCACUCAAGAGAGAUCUGGUGGAAGCAGUCUGUCGCCAUCUCUCGGUGGCGGCCCGCAACUGUCGCCCAACUCCAUUGCGCAACCCUCCCCAACAUCCCCCGCAUACAACCAAGGACAAAGCCGCCAGUACAACCGCGAAAUACCUCGAAGCGCGCACGAUCACGACAGCAGCUCAGGGUGGAGUCAAAACAACACAUGGAACUCAGACUCGACUGCUGUGUCCGACCGUAAUCGCGAUCCCCGCGCUACGCCCGCACCACUGUCGUCACGACCGAUGCGAAACAACGCUGCACCAACGCCGAAUCCUGACGAUCGCGAUCGUGACCCACCACUCUCUGGUGGCUCAAGCUCAAUGAACGCCUCCACAUCCAAUCCCGCAUCCACCCCAUCUACGAAUCCGCAAGUCGAAAUAUUCAAGUCGUUCCGAGUGUCCAUCGACGAUCCGUGUCACAAGGUGCUGCCAGUUGCGCUCAAAAAAUACAACAUCACGGCAGACUGGCGGCAGUAUGCUUUGUACAUUGUACAUGGUGACCAAGAGCGAUGCCUGGGGCUCAACGAGAGGCCGCUGAUAUUGUUCAAACAACUUGACAAAGAAGGUCGGAAACCGAUGUUCAUGCUUAGAAAGCACGCAGCACCACAAGAAGGCCAUGUCAGCACCGUGGGUGGAAACGAUGUACGGCCGGUGAAUCCGCAGACAGAGAGCUUCGGAUGGGGCAACCAGAAUAGAGGGACACCGCUUCCUGGAGGUGUCUUGUAGACAGGCAUAACGCUACAGGAUAGAAAAAGAUUACUGCCUGGUAGAGUUUGACACUGUAAGACUAUGGGCGUCACUGAGAACGGCAUCAUGCGAUACUGCGGUCGAUCGAGCGACGCUGUUGUGGACGACGUCACCGCAGCAUGUAUGGAAGGAGGAACUGUUCUCUGAACAUCGCCUUACGAUCAGGGAUCAUACAAGAUGUCAUAUCUACAACAUCUUGCCUGGCGUGGAUGACGACAUUCGCUCAUCCAGCGCAAUUAGCGCACCCACAGCAUGAUCGGAGUUUCGGCGCAAUCACGGCCCUUGUACUAUUUACAUUCAUGCCUUGG
This is a messenger RNA of Alternaria alternata, 2026 nucleotides long. RefSeq names its product RA-domain-containing protein. NCBI's taxonomy places the organism in Eukaryota, Fungi, Ascomycota, Dothideomycetes, Pleosporales, Pleosporaceae. The transcript has 4 exons. Gene Ontology annotation, molecular function: protein binding. Gene Ontology annotation, biological process: signal transduction. The record is from RefSeq and is a predicted model, not a curated record. Bases 261 to 1697 code for a protein of 478 amino acids.